This is a messenger RNA of Echinops telfairi (small Madagascar hedgehog), 1662 nucleotides long. It is a transcript of the gene CCDC8, whose product is annotated as coiled-coil domain containing 8. The record is from RefSeq and is a predicted model, not a curated record. Gene Ontology annotation, cellular component: 3M complex. Bases 580 to 1608 code for a protein of 342 amino acids. Lineage: Eukaryota; Metazoa; Chordata; Mammalia; Afrosoricida; Tenrecidae. Gene Ontology annotation, biological process: microtubule cytoskeleton organization; regulation of mitotic nuclear division. The transcript is spliced from 2 exons.
CUCGGCCAUAUUGAAUAGCCGGGCUUUGUCUGGGAAGGAGCUUGCAAGUAGCAGCCACCCCCGGGGCGAUCCGGCGAACCACCGCGUGGACCCCCAACUCGGAACGGCUUUCCAGCUGGGACGCGGGGCUCGGAGGCUCGCCACUGACCACCCACCCUCGCCGGCUCGCGUAAGCCUCGUGGGACUUUUCCUGCACCCCACGGCCGUGGCGGAGCCCCGAAUUUGGCCCCCGCUGGCCUCGCUGCAGACCGAGAAAGCGGGAGGUGGCGCUUCGGCGGCGGCGGCGGCGGCUCGUCCCUCGCUGGCCAGUUGAGGACCCGGGUUCUGCGUGUCGUUGGGGCUCCUGGGCCCACCACCCCGGAUUCCACCCUGGAGAUCUUGAAGACCCUCGAGAAGAGCCAUGUGGGGGGCUGGUUCCCCUGGGGUUUCUUGCCGUCGCCGGAUAACCUGAUCCUCUGGAGCGUCCCGGACGUCUGCAAAGACGUCGAUCUGGACCUCCUCGUGGAAGCCUUGAAGCCCGUGGGCACCUUCAAGAAGAUCGGGAAGGUGUUUCGCCGCGAGGUGGACUCCACGGUGGGCAUGCUGCAGAUCGGCGACGACGUGGAUCACCUGCUCAUCCCCCGCCAGAUCUGGCUGGCCGGGGGCGUGUGGAGGGUCAUGUCCAAGCCCGCUACCAAGGAGGUGGUAUUUCGCGAGCGCCUGACCCAGUUUCUGGAGGAAGAGGGCCGCACCCUAGAAGACGUGGCCCGGAUUAUCGAGAAGAGCACCCCGCACCCGCCCCAGCCCCCCAAAAAGCCCAAGGUCCCACAAGUGCACCGGAGAGUCCCGCUGAUGGUGACGCCUCCGCCCCGGCUGGUCGUGGGCACCUACGAUAGCAGCAAUGCCAGCGACAGCGACCUCAGCGACUUCGAGACCGCGCUGGAGAAGGCCGGCCGCCGCCGCAGCCGCGGCGGGCGGACCCGGAGGGUGCGGAGAAUGCCCGUCAGCUACCUGGGCAGCAAGUUUCUGGGCAGCGACGUGGAGAGCGAGGACGACGAGGAGGUGGUGCAGGCCUACCUGCGGCGGGGCGAGAAGAAGCCCAGCGCCCCCACCAUCCGCCGCCGCGUGGGGGUGCCGGUGCCUGUGGUCGAAGACCCGCCACCGCCCUCCAAGGCCGACAGGUGGCGCGAGUAUGCCAGCCAGGUGUCCUGGGGGAAGCUGAAGCGCCGAGUGAAGAACUGGGCACCGACGCCGCCCCCCCGCGUCAGCGAGCCCCGGCCAGCCGAGCCCCAGCCGGGGGCAGCGGUUAUAGCUGUCCAGGGGGCAGAGAUUGUAGCUGACCAGGGAGUAGAGAUUGUAGCUGACCAGGGGGCAGAGGCCCCAGCUGGCCAGGAGACCCCCGAGGCAAACCCAGCUUCUAGGGGCCACAAGCAGGUCAAGACCGUGAGGUUCCAGACGCCUGGGAGGUUUUCCUGGUUUCGCCUCCGUAAGAGAGCUUUUUGGCACACCCCCAGGCUGCCAACCCUCCCCAAGAGGGUCCCCAGGGCAGCUGAGGCCAGGGGCCUGCACGUGCUGAGGGCUGAGGCCCGAGCAGAAGAGGAGCAGGGUGAUCAAGAAGACCAGCUGUGAGGGCCUUGGCCCAGCCGAGCGCCCCUGCCGGCUGAGUUUUCGGCCCCUUGGGUG